AAGCUUGCUUCAUCGAUACCAGGAUUAUUACCAUUGGAAAAUAUUCAACUAAGAACUCACAUCGAAACAAUUAAUUACCGAUCUUUAACUAAAAAUACACAGACUUCAUCGGCCCUACUUAACAAUGGUACUUUUAUAAUCUCCGAGCCUAAUGAAUUUGAAGCUGAAGAAAGAGAUGCGAGUAUAAAGUUUCUCUUCGUUUUACAUCAUUAUGAGCAGCUUUCGAAGACGACAGAAAACUUACUUCAACUUGCUGCGGUCGCCAAGCAAAUCGAACGCGUGAUCGUUGAACCAUUUGUUCGAGAUUCUAGAAUGUGUGGUUUACCCUACGGAUGGUCUGGAAAACUAAGAAGUGAACAACGUAGAUUUCACCCACUUUCUUUGUAUUUUGAUGUAAAAUUCAUGAACAAUUUGCUGAAGAAAUAUCACAUCGCGCCCAUGGUAAAAUUAGAAACUUUUAAACGCCAGUGUCGCUUAAGCGUGACCAACACCACGAUCAUACAUUUUCUGUACAGUGAUCAAUCGGAGAAGGAAAUGAAAAAGUGGUACAAGAUUUCGGCUCUUGAAUAUCAAGACAUUAAAAAACAGGCAAAAUCUUCUGGUUGGUGUGAAUGUAAGUUUAUCGAACACGCUCUCAGUGUGUCGAAUCGAAUUGGGGAACUUCGUAUUGGAAGGCAAAUCUGCGUUGAUGCUGAGAAAGUCAGAAGCCUUGAGCUGUUCGAAAAGGAAAUUACGAAAGGAGAUAAAUGCGUCGUCGUAAUUCAUUGGCGUGGAAUCGGAAAAGAUAGAACACAUUUUAAACCGGAAGUUGAAGUGGAUAACCGGAAAUUGCUGCAGUCGUUACGGUCUAGCGAACGCGUUGUGGAGAAAGCUACGAAGAUCAGAGAUUCAAUCGGUGGUGAGUAUAUAUCUAUUCACAUUCGAUCUGAAAGACAGAUUCAGUGGUAUGAUGUCGAACGACUAGCGCAGUGCGUCAGAACUUCGGUUAAAAAAGUUGAAAGUCUCAAGCAAAAAUAUAAUAAAACAAGGGUUUUUCUUUCGUCAGACUUCACCCGAUUUGGAUCGGACACUCUACAUUCGUUCACGGCACAAAACACUUCCUUAAUGAACAAAUUAAAACAGAUUAAGAGAUUUUUGUACAAGGCUUUAAAACCUUUAAAGUACAAUCCAAAGUCGGACGAUCCUUUAGAUAUGGACAGCGGCGUUGUGGCCCUCACAGAGAUGAAUGUGCUUACAGGGGGGUCACACUUAGUGACCAUUGGCUCUGGAAAUUUCCAGCAAUGGAUUGUUGAUGGGUUCGUGGAGAGGAAGGCUGGCACCGAACAGCAGAACAACUGGACCAUAACAAGAAUUUGCAAUAAAGAAGACAAAGUGAACGACUACAAACCUAGAUGAGUGAUGUUGCCUUGGUAACUAAUGAUUGACACAUGUUGAUCCAUUUGGUCUUUUUGUGUUGCUGAUCUUUUCAUCCAUCAGUGACUAGGGGAUAGGAAAACCAUGAGUGCUGUUGCAGCAUCAGCAAAUUCAUGCCAGGUGCUGUAGCCAUCACGUGCCAGCAAAAGACAAAACCAUCGAAUUGCUGAUAAGCAUUAGACUAAAAAUACAUCAUCUCAAGUAUGCACAAGGAAAGCUGGAAAAUCAAAAAAAUAAAACAGGUCACAGGACUUGAGAAAAGUCCUGGUCAGUUCUCUGGGGCAACUAAACCUUCUUAGCCUGCAUAACAGGCACUGGUUAUUUUUUUUAAAGGUCGCGCAAGGGGGGAGGAGGCCUCCUCUUCUUUCCUCCCCUUGCGCGUCCUCUAGAUUUCAUCUUUUGCCCUAAAAAAAAACUGGUGCCUGCUAUGCAGGCUAGAAGCUUCUUUGUUUGCCAGUUUGAACAAAAUCUGUGAAAUUUAUGACGGAACAGUAAUAGAGUAAUAUCAGUAGAGUGUAAUAUCUUGUAGAGUGCAUAAAAUGCAAACAUUGUGUUUUUUGGUGUAUUAUCUACUUGAAAAAAAGAUGUCUAAGAUUUUCCUGUGGUUUCAAAGGCAGUUUAAGAAUAUUAUUUAAAGAACAAAGGGAUCCUUUGGUGCAAAUAAGUGUCUACACUAUAAAUAAAAAUUUACAGAAUAUAAUAUAGUCAGAGGUAUGGUAACUAGGGCAAAGGGCGUGUAUAACCCUGUGAGUCCCAAGAUUGCCAACAACAAUCUUAACAAUGUGGAUGCACAGGUUAUUAAAAUUAUUAACAAAAUGAUCACCCAAGGGAGAAAUGUUUUGAUCUUUAAAAAAUUCUCUCGACAAUUUUUUAAGGAAAGGUAUGAAUAUCAUUCUAGAGAAUGUGUGUUCAGUAUUGGGGGUUGAAGGGUUGAAGUGCCAGCCAUCUCAAAGAGCCUUGUUUGGCUUUUUAUCUUAGUACCAAGUAAUGAAUGCAAUUUCAGUAACACAACAAGAAAUGAAAGAACUAGUCACUUCUGUAAAGAACUUUCUUGUAAAGUAAUUCUUACCUAUAUGCGCAUACUGUUAGAUUUGUUUAGAAAUGUCAGGAAUUACCAUAUUUUACGAGAAUGCAGGCUGCAGAUUAGUCAUUUGUCUGAACUUUUUCCAUUGUUUUUAAGCCUAAAAACAAAAAAAAAACUCCAGCAGGCAAAUAAGACAGCUCAUGAAUCCAUGUGAAGACGGGAUAAGCAUAGGACUCACAAACACACACAAGGCUUAUGGAUUCUCUGUUCUGUAUCAUGUUUAUGCUAAAAAACAACGCAUUCUCUGUUCUUCAUUAUGUCAUAAAUGUUACCUUACAAACUUAUGUCACAUAACUUCGAGAUUCAUUCUGCCUUGGAACUCUUGCAUGCAGCUUUUUUAGGCUGCCGCCUUGCAGCCUCACGUCUUCGUCAGGCUGCUUGUUGGCAAUGAAACCAAAUACAGGCAUAACAACUUAAAUUGAUCACAGAUGCCUUCUCAUCCUUCUCAAGUCACACAUUCCUGAGAGAGAUGAUAUCGUCUCUGUCAGGUAUGUGUGAGUCCAGGAGAUGGCUGAAAUUCAGGCUAAAUAAACUGCAUCUGAGAUUCCAAUUUGUCCAGUAUCACAUGGUUUUGAGUAUAAUUACUUUUCAGUUUAAUUCACAGAUGAAUGCGUCAGUGCGUGCUCAAGACCAAUCAAGGAUUUAGCGUAAUGAUGAGUCUUAAUAUUUCAUAUAUUGUGCGGUGAAAUCGAAACUGCCGCGAUUCGCCUUCGCGCUCCAAGCCACUUGUCACCGAUAUUCGCCUCGCUGGUGAAGGAAAACGAUUUUCUCGCGUGAUGUGGCUGCGAUUAUUGAGGCGAAGAUCGCGAGGAUGUGGCCUUUUUCUUGGGUUGAAAAUCUGCGUAAUAAUGAGCAUGUUUAUUCUCCAUCACCUACUGUACAACGAGGGCAAGCUUGCUUCAUCGAUACCAGGAUUAUUACCAUUGGAAAAUAUUCAACUAAGAACUCACAUCGAAACAAUUAAUUACCGAUCUUUAACUAAAAAUACACAGACUUCAUCGGCCCUACUUAACAAUGGUACUUUUAUAAUCUCCGAGCCUAAUGAAUUUGAAGCUGAAGAAAGAGAUGCGAGUAUAAAGUUUCUCUUCGUUUUACAUCAUUAUGAGCAGCUUUCGAAGACGACAGAAAACUUACUUCAACUUGCUGCGGUCGCCAAGCAAAUCGAACGCGUGAUCGUUGAACCAUUUGUUCGAGAUUCUAGAAUGUGUGGUUUACCCUACGGAUGGUCUGGAAAACUAAGAAGUGAACAACGUAGAUUUCACCCACUUUCUUUGUAUUUUGAUGUAAAAUUCAUGAACAAUUUGCUGAAGAAAUAUCACAUCGCGCCCAUGGUAAAAUUAGAAACUUUUAAACGCCAGUGUCGCUUAAGCGUGACCAACACCACGAUCAUACAUUUUCUGUACAGUGAUCAAUCGGAGAAGGAAAUGAAAAAGUGGUACAAGAUUUCGGCUCUUGAAUAUCAAGACAUUAAAAAACAGGCAAAAUCUUCUGGUUGGUGUGAAUGUAAGUUUAUCGAACACGCUCUCAGUGUGUCGAAUCGAAUUGGGGAACUUCGUAUUGGAAGGCAAAUCUGCGUUGAUGCUGAGAAAGUCAGAAGCCUUGAGCUGUUCGAAAAGGAAAUUACGAAAGGAGAUAAAUGCGUCGUCGUAAUUCAUUGGCGUGGAAUCGGAAAAGAUAGAACACAUUUUAAACCGGAAGUUGAAGUGGAUAACCGGAAAUUGCUGCAGUCGUUACGGUCUAGCGAACGCGUUGUGGAGAAAGCUACGAAGAUCAGAGAUUCAAUCGGUGGUGAGUAUAUAUCUAUUCACAUUCGAUCUGAAAGACAGAUUCAGUGGUAUGAUGUCGAACGACUAGCGCAGUGCGUCAGAACUUCGGUUAAAAAAGUUGAAAGUCUCAAGCAAAAAUAUAAUAAAACAAGGGUUUUUCUUUCGUCAGACUUCACCCGAUUUGGAUCGGACACUCUACAUUCGUUCACGGCACAAAACACUUCCUUAAUGAACAAAUUAAAACAGAUUAAGAGAUUUUUGUACAAGGCUUUAAAACCUUUAAAGUACAAUCCAAAGUCGGACGAUCCUUUAGAUAUGGACAGCGGCGUUGUGGCCCUCACAGAGAUGAAUGUGCUUACAGGGGGGUCACACUUAGUGACCAUUGGCUCUGGAAAUUUCCAGCAAUGGAUUGUUGAUGGGUUCGUGGAGAGGAAGGCUGGCACCGAACAGCAGAACAACUGGACCAUAACAAGAAUUUGCAAUAAAGAAGACAAAGUGAACGACUACAAACCUAGAUGA
Molecule: messenger RNA, 4782 nt
Organism: Porites evermanni
Lineage: Eukaryota; Metazoa; Cnidaria; Anthozoa; Scleractinia; Poritidae
Source: the annotation of a GenBank genome assembly